ACAUCGAGUCAAAUAAAAAAUCGGAUAUUCGAAUUUCACCGCUUCGAAACCCUUUCUCUGUCCCCAAAUUUUCAAACCCCAACAUUGCAAAUUAGCAGGUGAUCUUUCCUAAGCAUCAUCAAAUCAAGCAAUUUCCGCUGUCUUUGUCUCUGGGAGAGCCUCUUGGACGAGAGCAUUUCGCUGCAAUUUUCACCGGCCAAAUUGGAAUCAUCUGAACUAUUCAUCAUGAAGUUCCUGGAGUGUGCUGCCCUGGAUCGGCUUAACGAUUUUUUGGAUAAUUUGAAUCUUGGAGAACGUACUAUCAAAGGAUGCCUUGAAGCUUAUAGUUGCAAGCAUGCUGGAACUGAUAAAAAACUCUCCAUAAGUUUGGAGACUGAGAUUCUUGAUUAUCUUGGCAAAUCGUCUGACACUGAUUCCUCCUCACCAGAUCAAACCUUAUUAACGAGAACCAGCCGAAAGACAUUGGUUUACCUGGUUCUUACCCUCUAUCACAUGUAUCCAGAUCAUGACUUCAGUGCAGUUAAAGCUCAUCAGUUUUUCACAGAGGAAUCAUGGGACAGUUUUAAGCAGAUUUUUGAUACCUACAUGUUUGAAGCCUCAAAGGAAUGGGCUGAAACUGUUGGGGGUGUUUCUUUACUGGACGCCUUGUUCAAGGCUGUUGAUGAGGUUGUGAAGUUAGUGGAUUGUGAAAUUUACGGUUAUGUCCCUGAUUCUGAGGCAGAUCCGUUACUAGAGAGAGGAGCAAUAUGGUCCUUUAAUUUCUUUUUUUAUAAUAGAAAGCUCAAGCGGAUUCUGACUUUUCAUUUCAGCUGUUUUAGUAACUUGAUUGCUGACGGAUUGCUUGUCGAUGAGAUACACAAUGAGUAUGAUGAAGAAAUAUUUGCUGACAUGGAUAUAUGAGUCGCUACUACCUCUAUUAUGAUAGCAUAACAAGACUCUCAUCCUCCCAUGUGCAGUUCUGUAAUAUGAUGAGAUCGUUUCACGUGUAGUUUUGUAAAUUGAAGAUCGUUUCUAUGGGACAUGAGUUGUAGAUAUAGCAUUUGUAUCUUACAGCAUGCAUAUAGUAGAUUUAGUAUAUGUAUCUUCCUCUAAUGCACAUAGUAGAUUUGGAAUCUGUACCUAUCUGUGUGCAUAUGCCUAUUGGGACACACCUCUGGUGUAAUAUUUAACAAAAACUUACUCGUUUGGAAUUGGAGCAAGGAGUAUUAGAU
Abrus precatorius (Indian licorice) is the source of this 1211-nucleotide messenger RNA. RefSeq names its product repressor of RNA polymerase III transcription MAF1 homolog. Gene Ontology annotation, molecular function: RNA polymerase III core binding. NCBI's taxonomy places the organism in Eukaryota, Viridiplantae, Streptophyta, Magnoliopsida, Fabales, Fabaceae. The record is from RefSeq and is a predicted model, not a curated record. The transcript has 11 exons. Gene Ontology annotation, cellular component: nucleus. Bases 226 to 900 code for a protein of 224 amino acids. Gene Ontology annotation, biological process: negative regulation of transcription by RNA polymerase III.